AUGGUGGAAAUAUAUGUACAUGACGAAAACGACAGUGUCGACUUUAGACAGCCACACAACAGCGGUAAGACUGUAGCUCUAGAGGAUCUUGGAAAGAUUGGUGUGAUAUACAAGCAUAUAGCAGAUCAAGCAGAUGUUGAUAUUUUGGCGAAAGAGCGCAACUAUAAAAACAGAGACAUUGUCACUAUUAAUGUUGAUACUUUCAAAGGCGAUAAAAAUGCACUUGAGAAACAGCUCGGAAUAUUCUACAAAGAGCAUUUGCACGAGGAUGAAGAGAUCAGAUAUUGCAUUGAAGGUUCAGGCUACUUCGAUGUGCGUAAUGGGAAGGAUGACGUAUGGGUCAGAUGCAAAGUUGGUCCAGGUGAUUUACUUAUCUUACCCGCAGGUAUCUAUCACAGAUUCACACUCACAGAGACCAAUCAUAUUAAGGCACUAAGAUUAUUCAAGGAUGAACCAAAAUGGCAAGCUUACAAUAGACCUGAUGCAGACAGCCUACCCGUUCGCCAUGAAUACUUACAAUCUAUUUAA
Messenger RNA from Nakaseomyces glabratus, 528 nucleotides. It is a transcript of the gene ADI1, whose product is annotated as acireductone dioxygenase (Ni2+-requiring). The record is from RefSeq and is a predicted model, not a curated record. Lineage: Eukaryota; Fungi; Ascomycota; Saccharomycetes; Saccharomycetales; Saccharomycetaceae. Gene Ontology annotation, molecular function: acireductone dioxygenase [iron(II)-requiring] activity.